Messenger RNA from Dermacentor albipictus, 7217 nucleotides. Lineage: Eukaryota; Metazoa; Arthropoda; Arachnida; Ixodida; Ixodidae. The record is from RefSeq and is a predicted model, not a curated record.
CGACGACGUUUCCACGCAGACGUGGUUUCCUUGUGUUCCUUGGAAAUUGCUCGACAGCAAAGAAAAUCUCGCCCUUAUCCGGAUACGAAGCUCAUCGGAAGCCUAUGGGGACCUGUGGACUCUGGUGAGGACUCUUCUUUGCCUUGUCCUACUGAUCCUGCUCGUCUGAUAGACUCAAAACAAGCACGGUUGGCGCUUAGGCUUAGUGCGGCCGAGCCGCCGCGCUCGCCCGACGAAGAAGAAGUGUUUGUGCCAGAUGUGAGCUCCUCAUCUGUACCUUCCACCGGACUGCUGCGCGUGACAACAUCCAUGCCAACCAUGCAGCCGAAGUGUGCAUCCGAUAGCUCGAAUACCCAAGAUGAAACACCGAAGGACAGUCCUCUGCGUGAUGUGAAUGUGAACCUAUCCGCAGUCGUGCCGACGGACACUGGUGACCAUAUGGACGUGCAGCCCUCUGGCGGUUCGACGAAUGCAGCCAAGCGAGGUCCCCCUAUCAACGUGCUUCAACAAGACGCCAUCGCAUCGGAGCAACCGGCAAAAAAGGUAAGGGCCACCCCAGACUAUUCCUCCACGGCCUCCCCUACGCCCGCUCCCUCUCAGUCUUACCCAACGCCCACCCCUUCUCAAUCAUAUCGAGUUCACAUACGGCCCCUUUCAUGCUACGACAUAACUUCAGUAGCCACAAAAUAUGUCCAAAGGGUCAUCGACCAAUCUCUUGAAACCACCGGAUACAAAGGGUUCGCAGCAUAUAAAUCUACCAACUCGAUCACUGUGCACUUGGCAUCUCUCAGUGAUGUGCAGAAAAUGUGCACUUUAACAUCUAUCCCGCUGUCAGAAGAUCAACACCUGCCUGUGCAGUGCUACUUUGCAUCGGGCCCUAAUAUACAGAGGUGUGUUGUCUAUGGCAUUGACCCAGAAGACACCCCUGAGGUAAUAUGUCGUGAAUUGACCUCCACGACACACAGGGUGCUCGCAGCUAGAUUCAUGGGCAAAAGCCGUACAUGCUUAGUGACGGUACAGGGCCCUCAAUGUAUCCCAGAACGGUUUUAUUACUAUGGUUGCAUAUUGCGACCUAAACCAUACCUCCCUCGAGCAAUAUUCUGCUACCGCUGCUUUCAACGUGGACACAUGCAGGCAUUUUGCCCACAGCGUACUAUUGAUCCAGAAAAGCUCACACCAGAAGGCCAACCACGAUAUCGAUGUGGCUUAUGUAAAUCUGAUGAGCACGAUUUGACAAGCACAAAUUGUCCGACUAAACAGAAGGCCACAAUCCGGAUACGAAAGGCUAUACCAAAAACGACUAUAGUAACAACACACAAUCGUUAUGAGGUUCUUGCAGAAGAGCCAGAGAUGCUCCUGGCAGAAGAAGAAAAAGCCCCAGAAACACAACUGUAUUCUUCUGUUCUUAAACGUGGCAAGCAGUCGCAGACAAAGAAACAGAAAUUACCGGAACCUCUGCAUCAGUCAGAUGAUGACCAUGAUGACAUUGACGCUCGGAUAGACGCACUGGCCAGAGAGAUUGAGCGACUACGCAAACAUAAAGAAUUGGUAAUUCUGCGUCGUCAGAAAAUAGGACCGACACGUGACGCUUCAACCACUGCUAAUGCCACCGUUACGCCUGGAUCCCGUCCGGCACCACAGGUCAACCAAGCUGUUUGGACAGCAGUUUUAGAUCAACUUGCUCAGCUAACGUUGCUCAUUCAGAAUUGCCUGCAUCAUGGCUAAUUCUCUGCAGCAGCUGUCACAGGAUGGAAUUCUUCAGUGGAAUUGUCGGGGCCUAAACUCCAAGUUAGGAGAAAUUAAAACCAAGCUUCAAUACAAUAAGCUACAUGUGUGGGCACUGCUUAUUCAAGAGCAUAAUAAGCUAUGCUCCCUAACCAAUUUUAAUGGGUACCAUAACCCAUCUAUUAGAGAUAGACGUGCUACUACAAUGGCUUCAGCUCCGGGGAAAGCUGCAGUUUAUAUAUCAUCGCAAAUUGCUCACACAGUGAUUGACCUGGAGCCAUGGUGUAGUGGUAAUCAAGAAGUUGUCGGGGUCCUGACACGACCAGUGAAGACUCCUGUCAUUCUAGUGUCAUUCUACGCCAGACCGCAGCGCACACGUUUGAACUUGGGGUGGAUAGCCCAUCUCCGGUCUACGUACCCGGGAAUUCCUAUUCUCGUGGGUGGAGACUUCAAUGCCCCACAUACAGAAUGGGGGUACAAGUACAACUCCCGAAGAGGAUGCCAAGUUAAAAACAUCAUGAGCGAUGCCACUUUUACACUGCUGAACCAUCAUGCUGUGGCUACCUGUACUGUACCCGCAGUAUCUAGAACAAACGCCCCAGACCUCACGUGGUGGUUGGGUCCUGGAAUGCCGCAGUGGCGGGUGGAACCAGAUACAUGGGGCAGUGAUCAUAUGCCAAUAAUAAUUGGUUUGCACAGAACGUGCAUAAAGAAAAUUCGACGACGAGUAACAGUCACGCAUUGGGAUAAGUUUCGGGAAUCAUCGACUGAUAAAGUACCCUCAGAGCCCUCAGAAAUUCUUCCCGCUUUGAAAGAACUGCUACGGAGGAACACCACUGUAACCACAGUUGACGAGGAACAACCUCAACCGGACCUCACCCUUUUGCAGCUUUGGGCAAAGCGACGUCAGGCAGAAUUGUAUGCGUCGAGAAAUCCCGAUGCACCAGGUAGCCGUGCACGUGCUAACCAUAUAGCGGCGAAGGCGCGUCAGCACGAAAAGCAACUUUCUCGACGACGAUGGUAUGAGUGGUGCGAGAAUCUUGGAUCGGGCAUUGGAAACAGAGCACUUUGGCGCACGUUCCGGUCAAUGGAACGCGGUCAUAAGCAACCUGACCCUGCAGCGAGCGUUAGGUUAGCGAUGCAGAGUUCGCCGCAUCAAUUUGCAGAACACGCUGCUAGAGCGUUUUUCCCGAAAUACGAUCAAGCGUCACCUAUAAACUGCCCCGAAAUUGAUGAGUGUGACACAACUUCCAUAUCCGAUAUAUCCAGCCCUUUCACCAUGGCCGAACUAAUAGCGGCGAUUGAAACUUCUAAGAAACGAACAACACCUGGUCCCGAUGGUAUUCCUUAUGAGGUUUUCAAGAACAUGGAAGGAGCAGCUCUCGAUGCACUUCUUCAGGCUAUUAAUAAAGUAUGGGAGACUGGAAACGUUCCACCUGAUUGGAAGCACUCAAUUGUUGUCGCGAUUCCGAAACCAGGAAAGUCUCCAAAUAGCCUGCAAUCUUUACGCCCAAUUUCACUAACCUCAACUGUCUGCAAACUCGCUGAAAAGAUGCUGGCCACACGAGUUUCCUGGUGGCUUGAACGCCACGAUAAAUAUCAUCCUGCUCAAAUUGGAUUCCGUUCUUACUUGGGAACUGAAGACGGACUUUCUAUCUUAUCAGACGAUGUUUUACAGGUUUCUCCACACAGUCACGCUGUGCGCACGGUAGUAGCAACAGACAUAACGAAAGCUUAUGACAAUAUAGACCAUGAAAUCAUUAUAUCCAACCUCAUCGACCUGGGACUUCCACCGCGGGUGAUAAGAUUCAUCUACUCAUUCCUUCAGAAUCGCACAUUUGCGAUUAGAGUAGAUGGAAGGCAAGAAGGAUACUUCACAUCGAACAGAGGAGUCCCACAAGGUUCGGUUCUGGCUCCUCUUCUCUUCAACGUUGCUCUAAUACCUCUAGCCUGGCAACUACAUCGGAUUCCAGAUGUGAGGUUCUUAAUCUAUGCAGAUGAUGUCACUUUGUGGUCCGUGCAUAAAGAUAUAUCUAGACAAACUCAACAGCUUCAAGAAGCCCUUGAUGUGCUGAACAACUACGCUCGGAAAGCAGGAUUGGACAUUUCCGCCCAAAAAUCAAGCUAUGUUGUGGUGGCCAACAAGAAAGGACGCACAAGAAUCACGCAGCACCCCUUUACAUUUAGACUCGGCGCAGUAACAAUCCCUGAGGCUUCUGAGGUCCGCAUACUGGGUCUCGAUAUUCACCAAUCCGGCAGUGGUGCACACUGGCUCCGUAAAACCAGACAGAGUUCGACAAAAACACUUCACCUUAUUCGUCGCAUUGCAGCAAAAGCAGCUGGAGCUCGUACUGACGUAGCUCGACGGUUGGUGCGUGCAGUCUUGCAGCCACGAAUUUUAUAUCAAGCACAAUUUCAACGGCUGACGUUGGCACAGCUAGCACAGUUGGAGACGAUUAAUCGCGAUGCUAUGCGCACAAUCACAGCACUGCCCCGCAUCACUCCGAUACCAGCCCUACAGGAACAUGCCCAGCUCAACACAAUUGCAGAGCUAAUUUUGCAACGUGAAAAAGCACGUGAAAUAAAAAAGCAACUUAUUCCGGCUGUCGCUGCGCUGCAUGCUCAUUUUCACCGCGGCUCUCGGAUUGACAAUCAGCCCUGUCCAAUGCCUCCCUGGGAAUUCACCAGCAUCACAACUAAUAAGCCAACGAAGUUACGACGCAGCGAUACAACAGGUACUAUUGACGAACACAACAUCGUCGCUGCAUCAUGCGUUAACACCUGCAAAGUCUAUACGGAUGCUGCCAUUCUCCCAGACGGCGGAAGGACAUCAUUCCUGAGUACAACGCAUAACUUCAUCAGCGGCCACCAGCGCUAUUUAUCUACGGAAGCCAGCGCUCUAGUAAUGGAACUUCAAGCCAUCCACGACGCUAUGCAAGAUGCGACAUCUAAGCUGCCUACCAUCAAGCAACUAGACAUCUUCACGGAUUCUUUAGCGGCUAUGCAGGAACUCAAGAAGGUCGAUAAGGCGAUGGAAAUCUGCGAGAGAAUACACACUAUGAAUAGUAAGACAGCUACUUGCGUCAAGGUACACUGGAUUCAAGGCCAUUCAGCGAACCCUCACAACAUUGCUGCUGACCAGCAGGCACACUGCCCUCCUAAUCCUGAUCCUCCACCUAUUCCCCUCCCACCCCAACCCCGUAACUCGCUGCGAGCCCGUAAAAAUGUUCUCCGGCAGGACACACGCGCUCUUAUCCCACCGUGUGUCUGCUCCCUCCCCCUUCACCUUACUAGGGCGGAGGAAGUUGUGCUUAGGAGGCUUCGGGCCGGGGUGGCCCUUACACCGGCUGUUGUCUCAAGGUGGAACUGGUCGCAUUUACCACUGGGUGCUACGUGUCCAUACUGCUCCGUUCCUGCGGUGGAAUCAGAUGCAUACCACCUAAUAUGGACAUGUACGGGUUUAAGUUCGGAACGCUCGCGUCACCUACUGCAAGCCGGCCUCCGCUACAGUGUGACAACCAGCUAUGACCGCUGGAUACAUGAUAACAGAUUUCACAAAACACUGCUUCAAUUCAUACACAACACAGGCCUCACAGCACACAUAUAAUACACAUAUACGCUCCAACAAUUAUGCCUUAAGGGCAAGCCUUCAUCGCAAUAAAAAAAAAAAAAAAAAAAGUGGGACAUCAACUUUCUGUUCGGUUUACAAGCCAUCGACAGCCAUCUCACUGGCAAAGUAUUGGUCUUUCGCAAAGCCCGUCAUACCGCUGCAUGGGUAGAUCGCAUUGAGAAUCCCUUAAGCUUAGCCGAGUACGCAGGGCAUGUCGAACAGCACCUGAAGAUCAUGGAGGCGUCGAGCAAGGUAAACCACGCAAUCCUGAUGGAGUUAGAGAGGUCGUUCACCGAAGCCAUACUAAGCACGUCGCACGAGCAAUCGUGGCUCACCCUAAGUAAGUUCGACAGCAAGACAGCGUCGUUAGGGAAAGGCAUUUUUCUAAAAUACCUCCGCCUUCAUUAUAACAAAGAUCAGUUGAACCACUCAUGGACUUCAGACGACUGGGCAGUACUUGAAGACGCCAAUGCCCUGACAAACAUCGACAAACUCUUCGAGAAACACAAUCGGGAGCAUCUUCUGAUCGGUAUUGCGUGGCUGUUCAUCCAAUCUCACCUGUGGGCGGUCACCGGUGAGCCAGAACUCAUGUUCCGCAACGACAUAGACGAGAAAAAGAAGCACGCCUGCCUGGAGUACGUGAACUCGCGCUUAGGUCUUCUCACCUCCGCCGAGCAUUUAACGCAGCUCUUUCCGACGUCGGAGUCCCGCCAGGAAGUCUCGGAUUUCUUGCUCAGCCUCAAGAGCGAGCUCAAGUCGCUGGCCGAGAAUGCCCGGUGGAUAGACCUCGAGACCCGAGAGAUGGCAAAGCGCAAGAUUGAUCGCGUCGACCUGAACGUGCUGCCGGCCGAGAAGUUCUUUGCGCCUCUACAGCGCGCAUUGCUUUACGAAGCCUUUCCAUCCAUGAACGAUUCGGUGUUCUUCGAGAGCUGGCUGAAGGCUUCGAGCACGUACCAGGCACUUCAGAGCCACAAGAACUUCCGGGAUGUGUACAGCAAGAGGCGGGUAUGCGGCCAGGAACCGCUGUCGUACAAUUACUUACUCAGCGUCGUCGACGCCGCGAUGGUGGCGCUCGAACCACCGAGAUACUAUGUUGGAGCGCCCUUCGCCUUCAACUAUGCCGGCGCGGGGACGCUGUUCGCCCUCGAGAUUUCCAAAAGCUUCGACGAGCUCGGCACGACCGUGGACAGCCGUGGCGAGACCGUGCACUGGUGGGGCAGAGCUCGGUCGGCCAACUACGACCGUCGCCUGUCUUGUGAUCUCGGCAAACACGUGACGAUCCCUCUCAUUCCCGCGAUACCGGCGCUGGAGGCGUCGUACUCGGCGUACAAGACAGCUGUCUCCCGCGAGGCGGGCUCGCGCGGUGUCAAGGAUGAGCUCAGGGUUCGAGGCCUCGACACUUACAGCGAAGAGGCGCUAUUCUUCAUGACUUACUGUUACGCGCUGUGCGGCGGGAAAGGCAGCACGAGGCUGCAAGAAAAGUGCAACGUGCCGCUCAGGCACUCCUCAUAGUUCGCCGAGGCGUUUCGCUGUCCCGAAGGUUCGAAAAUGAGCGCUUUGAAAAAGUGCACGUUCUUUUCUUGAGCGCCCAGAUGCGCCGCACCAUGCUUGGAGUGUUGCAAAGUAGUCGCACAAGCAGGCAAGAACAAAAUAAUGCUUGUGGUCUUUUGUUUCCUUUAAACUAACAGACCUGCAGUAGUAUUUCCGUGACAGUAUGAUAGUUUUUUCUGUGUCGUAUUUUUCCCUCGCUCGGUGCUAAUUAUGCCACCUUGCUAUUACUUAAGAUCCUCAACUGCGUUUCCUAAUGUGUUUACGAAUUUCUAGCCUGUAUCUUCUGUCGUGAGUCUGUGCUACAUUCUGCAAUGUAAAAACGUAGCCUAUG